GAUUCCGCGGCGCGCGACAAACAAGUACGGUAUAUGGUACGGCUACGUGUACCGUAUAAUGAUUAGGAGCUGGACGUCGGACCGGGAAGUUUACUGUCUUACUAAAAACUAAAGUUCAGUAUCGAAAUUGAUGUUGCCUUGCGCUAUUUUAGGUUAACGCCACCAUCAUGGAUUCUAAACGCAAACCAGGGGGCUCUGCUCGAGGGCCUGGACCCCAGUCAAAGAAGGCCAGGGUCCAGGACUUCGAAGACCAGGACCCAUCGGUAUUCGAGGAAGAGCUGGCCUUGAUGGAGCAGAUCGAGUCUGAGAUGGAUUCUCAGGGGACCAAUGGAUCUGUUGGAGGACCAGGACCAUCAGUUAACAAUGGUGCCAAUUUGCAGAGACAGCAGAGUACAUGUCGGCAUCCUAAGUGGCCUCGCCCUCCGCUGGCUCCGAUCGACCCCGCGAAAGACUCGAUCGUAUUCCAACAGAUUGAUCUGGAGCAUUAUAUUGGCUCGCACAUUCAGGGCAUGCCCGGUGCAACGUCGGGGCCCACCCCGAUCAUCCGGAUGUUCGGUGUCACCGACGCAGGCAACAGUGUCAUGUGCCACGUCCACGGAUUCACGCCCUACUUCUACAUCCCCGCCCCGCAGAAUUUCACGCCGGAACACUGCUCGAAGUUCAGGGUUGGUCUGAACGACGCGGUCUUGGCCGAUAUGAGGUCUAACAAGGACAACCUGACGCAAGCUGUCUUAGCGGUUGAUGUCAUGCAGAAAGAAAAUGUGUAUGGUUACCAUGGAAACAAGAUGAUGCCUUUCUUGAAGAUUACAGUUGCCUACCCGAAGCUGAUAGCCCCUGCCAGAAGGAUCCUGGAAGCAGGACUAUCGAUCCCGCCUUACCCGCACAGGGGGUACCAGACUUACGAGAGCAACAUUGACUUUGAGAUCAGAUUUAUGGUUGAUGCCGAUGUUGUCGGUUGCAAUUGGAUCGAGGUGCCAGCUGGGAGCUAUCGUGUGCGAUCGUCCUCGGGGCACACUCCUGUUUCGGCGUCACAGAUCGAGAUCGAUGUUGCGUGGGACCGCUUCAUCAGCCAUCCUGCCGACGGCCAGUGGCAGAAGGUGGCGCCCUUCAGGAUAAUGAGUUUUGAUAUCGAAUGUGCGGGGCGGAAAGGAAUUUUCCCAGAAGCAGAGAAAGACCCCGUUAUCCAGAUUGCCAACAUGGUGAUCCGGCAGGGAGAGAGGGAUCCCUUCAUCAGAAACAUCUUUACGCUCGAUACUUGCGCCCCUAUCGUUGGCUCCCAGGUGAUGUCGUUCAAAACGGAACACGAGAUGCUACAGGCAUGGGCUGAUUUCGUUAAAGAAGUAGACCCCGAUAUUUUGACGGGGUACAACAUCCAGAACUUUGACAUCCCCUAUCUCAUCAACCGCGCAGCGGCCCUCAGGCUUGCGCGCUUCCCAUUCCUCGGACGCCUCAAGAACACAAAGAGCGUGAUCAGGGAUGUCUCCUUCCAGUCCAAGCAGCUCGGCAAGAGAGAGAACAAGGUUGUCAACAUGGAAGGUCGUGUGCAGUUCGAUCUUCUACAGGUUCUUGUGAGGGACUAUAAACUCAGAUCCUAUCGCCUAAACGCAGUCAGUUACCACUUCCUCCAAGAACAGAAGGAGGACGUUCAACAUUCCAUCAUCACAGAUCUUCAAAAUGGCAAUGAGCAAACCAGAAGACGGUUGGCCGUUUACUGUCUGAAAGACGCCAUGCUCCCGCUGCGUCUCCUCGCCAAACUCAUGUCGGUCAUCAACUACAUGGAGAUGGCCAGGGUGACGGGCGUGCCUCUCACCUACCUGCUCUCUCGAGGGCAGCAGAUAAAAGUCGUCUCGCAGCUUCUCCGAAAGGCCAAGGAACAAGACCUUGUGAUGCCUGCGCACAAAGUAGUUACAGGAGAGGAUUAUGUCGGUGGCUACGUCCUGGAUCCAAUCAGAGGGUACUAUGAUUGUCCGAUUGCGACGCUGGAUUUCUCUUCACUAUAUCCAUCCAUUAUGCAGGCACACAAUCUCUGCUAUACAACUCUCUUAUCACCCUCAAUGAAAGAAAAUCUUGCACCUGAUCAGUACAUCAAGACGCCGACAGGGAACUACUUCGUCAAGAAGGCGGUCAGACGAGGCAUUCUCCCGGAGAUCCUUGAAGAUCUUCUUACAGCAAGGAAGAGAGCAAAGGCAGAUCUGAAGAAGGAAACGGACCCGCUGCGGAAGAAGGUGCUGGACGGCCGACAGCUCGCCCUGAAGGUCAGCGCGAACUCCGUCUACGGAUUCACCGGAGCCCAGGUCGGGAAGCUGCCGUGCCUGGAGAUCUCCCAGAGCGUGACGGCGUUUGGGAGGAUGAUGAUCGACAAGACGAGGCAGCUGGUGGAAACUAAGUACACAGUUGAGAAUGGGUACAAGACCACUGCGAAGGUUAUCUAUGGAGAUACUGACUCGGUAAUGGUCAAGUUCGGUGUUAAUACGGUCGCUGAGAGUAUGGAGCUGGGCAAAGAUGCUGCAAUGUGGAUCUCAGACGAGUUUCCUUCGCCCAUCAAACUGGAAUUUGAAAAGGUCUACUUUCCGUACCUGUUGAUCAACAAGAAGCGAUACGCAGGUCUCUACUUCACGAGACCCGACACCUACGACAAGAUGGACUGCAAGGGAAUCGAGACGGUCCGCAGGGACAGCUGCCCUCUAGUGUCCAACGUCUUAAACAACGUCCUACAGAAGAUCCUUAUUGAAAGGGACCCUACUGGAGCCUUGGACCACACGAAGCAGACCAUCUCGGAUCUCCUCUGUAACCGUAUCGACAUCUCACAGCUUGUCAUAACCAAAGAACUCACCAAGACGGGAGAGGAGUACGCAGGCAGGCAGGCUCAUGUGGAGCUGGCCGCAAGGAUGAAGAAAAGAGAUCCGGGAAGUGCGCCAGCUCUAGGUGACCGCGUCCCGUACGUCAUCAUCGCUAAGGCUAAAGGGGCCGCUGCAUAUGAGAAGUCAGAGGAUCCAAUCUAUGUACUGGAGAAUAACAUUCCAAUUGACACCACAUAUUACCUGGAGAACCAGCUGAAAGGGCCUCUGCUUAGGAUCUUUGAGCCAGUCAUCGGGGAGAAUAAAGUAGAAUCAGUACUAUUGAAGGGGGAGCACACCAGGGCGAAGACCCAGGUCACCUCAAAGAUCGGUGGUCUCAUGGCCUUUGCUAAGAAGAGAAGCAAGUGCCUCGGAUGCAAGAUGGGUCUGGACCAAGAUGGCAUCGCCCUCUGCAAGUUCUGCAAGGCCAACGAGUCUUCCAUCUACCAGAAGGAGAUCAGUCAAUUGGCAGCCUUGGAGGAGAAGUUUGGACGUCUGUGGACGCAAUGUCAGCGCUGCCAGGGGAGUCUGCAUGAAGAUAUCUUGUGUACGAGUCGUGACUGUCCGAUCUUCUACAUGCGCAAGAAAGUUCAGAAGGACCUUGCCGACCAGGACGCUCUCAUCAAGAGAUUCGGCAACCCGUGCUGGUGAUCGACGACCACCACCUGCCAUGGACGUCUACCGGCAGUGACCAUAGGCAUAAGUGAUCAUCGUUGUUGAAUAGUCUGCAUGCACAGACUCAAAUUUGAAACUUCAACCAAAACCAUGUCUAGAAUGAAGACUAGACACCAAACUCUCUGUCUGUGUCAAAAUGCCACUGUACAUAGUGAAUGUAGUCUCACUACUUCAGACUCUGCAUUAUUCACUAAGCGAAUUGCGAAAACCAAGGGUCUGCAUCUGCAGACUAGUUGUUGACCAGUGUCCAGCGUUGACCUAUGGAUAACAUAUCACAAUAUGAAGUCAUCUCUUUAAAGAAUUCUGAAAGGAGACGAGAUAUGUGGUCUUAAAGAACAGGAUUUGUAAGGGCAUGUUCUGAUGAGAAAGCACUUACAAAGCAAAUGUGGUCUUUAUCUAUAGCCAGGUGAUUCAUAUCUAGCCAAUCCAUGAUGGAGAAAAGUAAUUCAUCCAUUAAUUGCAGAGAUAAAUUGCCUCCUCUGUCUCCUGCCAACUGGUCCACUCAUCACACGGUCUACCUUCACUUUGUCUAAUGCCAUUCCAUCCAUAAACAUAUUGACUAACAACCAUGUGGUCCAAUAACUUAUUCAACUUUCAAGUUCUUAACUCAAGACCCAUCUUUUCCGAAUCUCAUAACUAGGUGUAGUAUUGGUAAUUAUUUUAUUGGUAACAAUUGUAAGUUUGAAUAUUAAGUAAUUCACAAGUCUAUUUCUGUGUAUUUGUUUCCUUUAUUAUAAAGUGCAAAAAAAAAUUCAGUUUAUUAUGCGCUAUAUAAGAGAAGUAUUAUUAUUAUUAUUAUAAAUUUAUAUUUUAUAACCAUUUGGUCUAAUCACUAGUUCGUUUAUGACCAUGUCGUCUCAUAACCUCAUAUUCAUUUUAUUUUCAUUCGUUUUGCGCAAUUAACACUAAGUCAAAUUAGACCAAAUGGUAUAUGAACUUAAUUGCUAUUGGACCGUGUGGAUAGUGGAUGAAUUGAUGGUAGACCAAAUGAUAGUAGACGAGCUGGUAAUGGGACGAGAUGGCAUUAGACUAAUUGAAAAUAAACCUUUGCAGGGAUUUAUGAUUGAUACGAGUAACAGAUGAACUAAUAAAAUGGAACGUGUACUAUUGGAGAUUAGUGUCAUAAUUGGCUAUCUGUAGUUCAAUCACAACUUUUGACCAUAGUUCUGGACAUAGAUUAUUUUUUGCAUGUGGCUGAAAUUUUCACUGUCCAAUUAUUAUGUGCAUAACUACAUGUAGGGGAAGGUGUGUGAUUUUAAAGGGAGACGUGUAUUUUUUACUAAAGGGUAAAAAUAUAAUUUCUUCGUUAGAAACUAUAGCGUUGUCAUUUUCUGAUUAAUCAGAAAACGAAGCAUCUUGGAAAAUAAACUUAUAUUUAUGAUAUUGUCUCUCUA
Messenger RNA from Lytechinus pictus (painted urchin), 4906 nucleotides. Its product is annotated as DNA polymerase delta catalytic subunit-like. Gene Ontology annotation, molecular function: nucleotide binding; DNA-directed DNA polymerase activity; DNA binding. NCBI's taxonomy places the organism in Eukaryota, Metazoa, Echinodermata, Echinoidea, Temnopleuroida, Toxopneustidae. Bases 168 to 3488 code for a protein of 1106 amino acids. Gene Ontology annotation, cellular component: delta DNA polymerase complex. The record is from RefSeq and is a predicted model, not a curated record. Gene Ontology annotation, biological process: DNA replication proofreading; DNA-templated DNA replication; base-excision repair, gap-filling. The transcript has 22 exons.